Molecule: messenger RNA, 381 nt
Organism: Capronia epimyces CBS 606.96
Lineage: Eukaryota; Fungi; Ascomycota; Eurotiomycetes; Chaetothyriales; Herpotrichiellaceae
Product: ferredoxin, 2Fe-2S
Exons: 2
Coding region: 1-381 (126 amino acids)
Biological process (GO): positive regulation of oxidoreductase activity; P450-containing electron transport chain
Cellular component (GO): mitochondrion
Molecular function (GO): 2 iron, 2 sulfur cluster binding
Source: RefSeq, a predicted model, not a curated record
AUGAACCUAGCGCUGAUGACCUUGUACAGACUACAUGUCACUUUCAUUGAUAAAGAUGGUGAUCGCCACACGUUCGAGGUUUCAAAGGGGGACAACCUGCUGGAUAUUGCGCAGGCUAAUGACCUGGAGAUGGAGGGUGCCUGUGGCGGUUCCUGUGCGUGUUCUACCUGCCAUGUCAUUGUCGAAGAUGAGGAAAUAUUCGACAAGAUCCCCGAGGCCUCUGACGACGAGAACGACAUGUUGGACCUUGCCUUCGGGUUGACGGAAACGUCGAGGCUGGGCUGCCAGGUGGAAAUGACACCUGAAUUAGAUGGGCUGGUUGUAAAGCUGCCGCAAAUGACACGCAACCUUCAAGCUUCAGAUUUUGAGAAUCGAAGCUGA